CACACUCGUGUUUACGAUUAGGGGUCACGUUCUCCAAUUGCUGGAGUAGACUGUUGGUCACUGUACUACAAACAUCUCAGAAAUGGUGGCAGUCGCCAGUCUAUAAUUCCUCGUUUCUUUUCAACCGUGGGCGGUUUUUGUUUUUGCAACGAUGCCGGGGAUGUGCUCUGUGCCAGGCUGUAAGGGCUACAAGAAGGCCAGGUCCCGGGGAGUCGUAUUCCACUCUCUGCCUACAAGAGACCCGGAGCGAUGCAGAAAGUGGUUAAAGGCCAUACAGAACCCCAAAUUUGACGAAAACACACCAGUAAACAAAUACGGCAAUAUACGAGUCUGCAGCCAGCAUUUUAAACCGCACGAUUACGAACCGGACAUACAGGCAGAACUUAUGAAAACAACGCCACGAAAAAUCCUCAAGUACAAUGUGAUUCCGUCUGUUUUCUCUGGAAGACAGCAAGAGGACCCCAGCACAUCUCUGCCCGCAGGUGACAGCAGCCGAACAGAGCCGAAGGCUCCCAGUACAGAUGCUCAAGCCUCUACCUCAGUGGUUUCAGGUUCCAGCGUGGACAGCAUGUUGCAAUGGGCCUCUGUGCCGACUUCAGGUCCGACUACAUCUUCACAAGCUUCUUUCUUGGGUGUUCAAGGUACUGGUGUGGAUACUGCAUCACCUUCUCCUUCCCUGCUAAUUCCUAUUUCCUCAGGAGCUCCACGCACUUCAUCCCAGUCCCCUCCACCAGCUGAUCCCAUUGAAAAUGUGUACAGCUUGGCAUCUGUUGAUCGUCUGAAUGAGAGCUUUCACCAAGAGUCUGAAUUUAGCUGGACAACAGCAUCAAAAUCGGACAAGAACACAGAAAAAGACUUGAGUCAGUCAAAGACUAUUGUGAACGACAGUUGUUUGAUGGAGCUGUUUAAGAAGUGUCAGACAUGUGGACAGACCAUAACCAAAAAGAAGGUGUCUCACUGUGGUGCACAGAAGAAGGUGAGGUGGAGCUGCCUUGGUGGACACAGGGGCACAUGGAUGUCAUCACCUCACCUUUGGGAGGCGUUUCCUGAAAUCCACCUUCUUACAGCUCUUGCCAUCCUUUUUUCCGGAGGCACCUUUACAUACUUUAAAAAAUGGGCCAAACAUCUGCACCUGAAUUUCAUGGGGAAUAAAACUUUUUUUGAAAUUCAAAAGGCAUACUUCAACUCAGAAAAGAAACAGAUGAUCAGGUCUGAGCAGGAAGGAAUCUAUGCAAAGGGGGUCCACCAACAGCUGGACGCAACUCCACUUCACAUUGCAGAUCCUCAGAAGAAAAUGAAGGCCAUGUCGAGGGGAAGAGAGAAAGGCGCUCUAUCAUCAUGGUCCAGGCAUGAAAAGAGAUCCUCAAUAACGAUGACCUCUACUAGAGCUUGCAUACAAGAGCCUACCGCACUAUCAAGUCUUAGACAUGUAUCAGCCUCUGAAAGUUUCGAUGAGGUGGAGGUCACUAUUGACGAGGAUGAUUGCAACAGUGUAAAGAACAGAAUAUCUGACUUGGAUAGUGAUAUGGAAAACAUCACAGAAACUACUGAACUGAAAACAUCAGGAGCAGAUGACAGCUGUGAUGAAGAAGUUUACGUACCACUAAUUCCUCAGAGGUCCACAACAUCUGAGCUUUUACUGGAAUGUGAAGAGGAGGAGCUGGAGCCAUGGCAGAAACAAACUUCACAAGUUCACUGUAAAGAUGAAGAUGACGUUGGAGAGCUGACUAACGACCAAAUAGAUUGUAAGGCGGAGCCUUCACCUCUCCAGAGAAAUGCAGUGAUGACUUCACCACCGAAGUUGAAAACAGAAACUGAAGAGCCUGUGGUCUUCAACAACCAAGGAUUCAUUGUGGCUUCUCCACAAUUAACAAGCAACACUGAGUUCAUUGGCUCCCUUGGGAUACAGUGUCCUCCCAGGAAUUCGUUUGCAGUAGUACCAGCUGGUCACCAGCAACUUUUCCAGAAAGUGGCUACAGCCACAGUAACACCCGGGGCCUAUGGUGGUGUCCAUUCUUCUGAGGUGCAGCAAAUCAGCAACAACCCUGUGUCCUUAUCGAGUGUCCAGGGUCCUGCAGUAUAUGCAACAUCAUCUAACCAGCUACAGUCAGACCAGUCCAACUCACAGGCCCUCUCUGUAUCGGUUUCUCGGCCUCGCUUUACCGUACUUGAACUUGAAUCAACUGGCACAUCAAACAAACAAUAACUAUAAAACUUAAAUGAAGCGUCUCACAUAAAUGUGUCAUAUCAAUUGCAGAAACUAAUAAGAUGCAAGUUGUCUGCAUAUUUAUGCGUCUGUGCAGGCCACUGAGUCUGUUUGCUCUUCUAACAUGGCUACUGUCUGAGAAACCCUGCACACAGCACCUGUUACCUCUUUUUCCAAGACCAAAAGAAAAAAGUGGUAGCAGCCUGUCACUUACAUUCCACUACAGUACAGCCAUUAUUUUAAUAUUAUGUUCAGUAAAAUAAAUUCUUAAGU
This is a messenger RNA of Xiphias gladius (swordfish), 2479 nucleotides long. RefSeq lists its product as uncharacterized. The transcript has 12 exons. Gene Ontology annotation, molecular function: sequence-specific DNA binding. The record is from RefSeq and is a predicted model, not a curated record. Lineage: Eukaryota; Metazoa; Chordata; Actinopteri; Istiophoriformes; Xiphiidae. The coding region runs from base 152 to 2206 and encodes 684 amino acids.